AUCAAAAUAAACUACUCCCAAAGGGCACAUGGCUUAGAGCCGCAGUGCUUGGAGCCAGUGAUGGUUUGGUCUCCACAGCUUCGUUAAUGAUGGGAGUAGGAGCUGUUAAGCAGGAUGUAAAAUCCAUGAUUAUUACUGGUUUUGCAGGAAUGGUUGCCGGAGCAUGUAGCAUGGCGAUCGGAGAGUUCGUGUCGGUGUAUUCGCAGUAUGACAUAGAGGUUUCUCAGUUGAAGAGAGAGCAUAAAGCUUCAGCUGAUGGAAAAGAAAGUCUGGAUGAGGAGGAGAAAGAAGAUCUCCCAAGCCCACUCAGGGCGGCUGGAGCAUCUGCUCUUGCAUUCGUUGUUGGAGCUGCGGUGCCAUUACUAUCAGCUUCUUUUAUACAUAAUUAUAAGGCGAGGUUGGGGGUGGUAAUUGCAAUGUCAACCUUGGCUUUGAUUGUGUUUGGGGUUUUAGGUGGUGUCUUAGGGAAGGCACCUGUGAAGAAGUCUUGUUUGAGGGUGUUGAUUGGUGGUUGGUUGGCUAUGGCUAUAACUUAUGGGUUGACCAAGUUGAUUGGGCUGGCUGGGAUAUGA
Messenger RNA from Telopea speciosissima, 572 nucleotides. Its product is annotated as vacuolar iron transporter homolog 3-like. NCBI's taxonomy places the organism in Eukaryota, Viridiplantae, Streptophyta, Magnoliopsida, Proteales, Proteaceae. Bases 87 to 572 code for a protein of 161 amino acids. Gene Ontology annotation, molecular function: iron ion transmembrane transporter activity; manganese ion transmembrane transporter activity. The transcript has 2 exons. Gene Ontology annotation, cellular component: membrane. Gene Ontology annotation, biological process: intracellular manganese ion homeostasis. The record is from RefSeq and is a predicted model, not a curated record.